This is a messenger RNA of Glycine soja, 1490 nucleotides long. RefSeq lists its product as uncharacterized. Gene Ontology annotation, cellular component: cytosol. Gene Ontology annotation, biological process: 'de novo' UMP biosynthetic process; 'de novo' pyrimidine nucleobase biosynthetic process. The record is from RefSeq and is a predicted model, not a curated record. Lineage: Eukaryota; Viridiplantae; Streptophyta; Magnoliopsida; Fabales; Fabaceae. Bases 484 to 1041 code for a protein of 185 amino acids. The transcript has a single exon. Gene Ontology annotation, molecular function: orotidine-5'-phosphate decarboxylase activity.
UACUUUUUUGUUAUGGGCCAAAAGUGCCAAAUUAUAUCUCUAUAUGAUCAUUAUAAAUACACCACAGUAAUGAAAUAAGGCAAGGAAGAAUUAUGAAAUACCUAAUAGUGUAGUUAGCAUAGCAUAGUGUAGUAAUGUUCGUAACAAAUUGUUUUGACCUAUCAUCCAUGGCUGCCAUUACUUGCCUCUUCCCUUACUGGAACCCCUACACCAUCCUCUAAUCAUGCUCGCUCACAACGGCCACCACACCACCAUGGACCGCCUUGAAGAGGUUGUAUAUUGCCUCACUCAGAACCUAUCCACCAUGGCCACCGAGACUCUCGAGAUGACCACCAAGACUUUGCAGAUGACCGUCAAGCUUAACGUCAUCCUUGACCGGCUAUCCGCUCUCACACUCACUCCAUCUUCUCCCAAAUCACCAUUAACAACUGCACCUACGUCGACUCUGCUUCCCACCAUCCCAAACCUAAAACAACCGCACCUAUGGCUCUGCUAACACUUCUUUGUUUCCGUUUGAUUAACCGCCACUUCCAUCUUGGUCGGCCGUUGCCUUUGUCGCUCCGUACCAUCCACUGUCGUUACUGCCACGACCACUGCCAUGAAAUCCCCUACACCAAUGACGCCAUCCUGCUCGAUGAUGCCGCCGUGGUGCACCAGAUUCAUCCGCGCUGGGUUUUGGUUAUCUCCGCCCCCAAGACUCGACUUUGCUCUGUUAGUCAUCAGCGUCGACAUCCGUCGCCACACCUGCCACCUUAUCCAUCGUCACCAUCGAAGCCACAACCCAAGGGAGAUUAUGCCGCUGCUGAAAUUGUUGAUGGAUUAAAGUUGAAGGGUCUACGUUGUGGCAGGGGUCUAUUAUUGCUUGCUGAAAUGAGUUCAGCUGGUAACCUUGCUAAGGGAGAUUAUACCGCUACUAUAGUAAAAAUUACUGAGGAUCAUUCUGACUUUAUAAUUGGCUUCAUCUCAGUCAAUCCUACAUAUGGCCAGGGGCACCUAUAUAUCCUUCUUUCAUUCUGGCAACCCCUAGAGUUCAAAUGGUAAUUGGUGGCUAUUCUUUAGGAUGGCAAUAUAACAAUUCAUAUUUUGUGACAUUAUCAUUGUUAGGGCCCAAAUAAAGCAACUUCACUUACAUACCUGUUUGUUUUCUAAAUCCACCCCCUGUUUCAGCUUGUUUUUAUUGCCCAACCUUGAGGACAAGGUUGGUUUUCCAACUAUGGCUAAUGAUAGCAAUACCAACAACACCUACUAGGCCCAAAAGGGUACACAAACCACCAGCACAUCUCCACGAUUAUGUUAGAUUCCACUCACCUAGGAUGCCACCUUGCCGACAAGCACUACCACUGUUAUAACAAACUAGCACGAUCCCACCACUCUGUUGUUUUGCAUUUCUGUUAUACUUCUAUGUUAUGGACCAAAAGUGUCAAAUUAUACCAUGUAUGAUCAUUAUAAAUUCACCACAUUAAUGAAAUAAGACAAGAAAGAAUUUUGAA